This is a messenger RNA of Haliotis rubra (blacklip abalone), 1733 nucleotides long. Its product is annotated as homocysteine S-methyltransferase YbgG-like. The coding region runs from base 92 to 1042 and encodes 316 amino acids. The transcript is spliced from 8 exons. Gene Ontology annotation, biological process: S-methylmethionine cycle. The record is from RefSeq and is a predicted model, not a curated record. NCBI's taxonomy places the organism in Eukaryota, Metazoa, Mollusca, Gastropoda, Lepetellida, Haliotidae. Gene Ontology annotation, molecular function: zinc ion binding; S-adenosylmethionine-homocysteine S-methyltransferase activity.
GUUGUGAAACAUCUCACUUGACAUGAAGACCAACAGUUGUAUGGACACGGCCUAGGCCUAUGUUGGAAGCUUGACCACUGUACAUGGGAGAAUGGCGAGUGAUACAAAGACAGAGAGUAACAGAAAGCUGCAGCGUCUGGUUGGUCAGAAGUAUGUUCUACUGGAUGGCGGCAGUGCCACAGAAAUGGUCAGGAUUGGCUGCAAGAACAUUGACAAUGACCCUCUGUGGUCCGCCAGACUCCUGAAGACAAACCCGGAGACAGUGAUGCAAGUGCACAAGAACUUCCUGCUGGCCGGCAGUGAGGUUCUGGACACAGCGUCCUAUCAGGCCUCAGUCCAGGGCUUCGUUGACCAUCUGGGAGUUGACCAUGACACAGCCCUCUCACUUAUAGGUCAGAGCGUGGUUCUUGCACGAGAGGCUUGCACAGAAACAGGGUGUGAUGCGGUCGUUGCGGGAUGUGUGGGGCCGUACGGUGCAGUGCUACAUGAUGGUUCUGAGUACACAGGGGCCUAUGCUGAGAAGAUCACCAGAGAGGAACUGAAGACCUGGCACCGUCCCAGUGUAGAGGCGCUACUGAAUCACGGAGCAGACAUGUUGGCUGUGGACACCAUCCCAGUCCAGAAGGAGGCAGAGGCCAUUGUGGAUCUGCUGUCUGACUACCCUGACGCGAGGGCAAUGGUGUGCUUCUCCUGCAAGGAAGCAUGUGUCACAUGUGAUGGAGAGAGGUUUUCGGAUGCUGUGCGAAGCGUGGUUCAGUCGGACCAGGUGCUGGCUGUUGGUCUGAACUGUACAGCACCUGAACAUGUGUGUGACCUACUGGAGAGUGUCCAGCACCUUCAACUACAGAAGGGCGUGGUGGUCAAGCCAAACAGCGGGGAGCAGUGGGUUCGAGAUGAAGGAUGGAUUCCUGGAAGCGGCUGUGUUUCCCUGGGCAACCAGGUGAAGACGUGGGUGGAUCGCGGGGCCACGUGGAUCGGGGGAUGUUGUCGGGUUUACCCGGAUGAUAUAGCAAAGAUGAAAAAAGAAUUGGACAGACUGUGACCUCCUCAAGUCACCCACGAUGACAGAUAACAUAUUGGGGUGGAGGGUACAUAUUGGUAUGCUUCCCGGUUAAAGGUGUUUAUAUACUGCACAUACGAUGGCUAUAAUCUCAAAGACAGACAAACAUCGUCAGAUCAGAACUCGUUAUUCCGGAAACAACACAUUCUGGGCAUGUAUCUAGGAAUAAGAUACUCCGUAACAAUGACUGGUUAAUAUGAAUUAUUCACAUGACGUCGAAUCAAUGAUUGGUUAAUACAGAUGAUUCACAUUAAUUCUUAAUGAUUGGUUAAUACGGAUGAAUAACAUAUGCUGUAACAAUGAUUGGUUAAUACGGAUGAAUAACUAUACGCCGUAUCAAUGAUUUGUUAAUACGGAUGAAUAACCAUACGCCGUAGCAAUAAUACAGCAAUUAUUGGUUAAUACGGAUGAAUAACCAUGCGCCGUAUCAAUGAUUUGUUAAUACGGAUGAAUAACCAUGCGCCGUAUCAAUGAUUGGUUAAUACGGAUGAAUAAAUAUAUGCUGUAACAAUGAUUGGUUAAACGGAUGAAUAACCAUACGCCGUAUAAAAUGUGGGAUAAAAUCGAAUGAUAAGCGCACUUUGUAUCUAUGAUCGAUUAAUAUUGAUGAUUAACGCUCAGAUGAACUGUUUCACAAAACGGAGAGACUCGUAAUAAACACUCGUUUUUUUAA